ACAUUGACAUUUCAAUGAUUUGGACCAGUUGCACCCCUAGGAGAUGGCAUCGAUGCCAUGGUGAUGGGCUUACUAGCAAUGAUUCAAAAAUUGGAAAUUCCGGCCGAUUUGGAUAGGAAUUGUCUAAUUUCCAAUUUUCUUCACGACCUCCCAUGAUAUACAUGUCCAACUGAAGUCGGACACUACUAUUCAAUUUAUAGGAAGGGUCAGUCGGGAGUCGCUACUCCAAAUUGUGUAGAUUUCGUUCCGGGACGUCGAAACGGAAAAAAAGCCGUAAGGAUAUGAGAAAGAGGAAGCUCAAAAGGACUCGAUCGCAGAAACAAGCCAAAGAUUUACAGCAGCAGGAGGAGGAGCAGCAGCUUAAAAGCCCUAUAAUGGUGGAAGAGGAAGAGCCAUCGGAGUCAGUACAGCAGGACCAAAACUCGGAAGACCAAAUCCCUGAGCACAUGGAAGGAGAACAGCCAUCUCAGACACCUAAAGACCAUAACCUAGAUGAUCAAAACCCUACCUUGGUGGAUGAAAAAGUAGAAAAAGAAGAAGAAGAAGAUCAAAACCUCGAAUUGGUGUUGGUGGAAGAAGAACCGCCACCGCCACCUCCACCUCCACCUCCACCUCAGGAUCAACGUAAUGGCUCUGAUGGAACUCAUGACCUAGAAAAACAGCCCCGGGAAGCCGAGGCGCCGGAAGGAAUUCAUGAUCUAGAAAUCCAGUUCGAGGAAGCUACAGUUCUAGAAAAAGUAGAUGAAGAAGAACUACAGCAACUGCAACGACAACAUGAACAAGAGCAAAAACGAGAAGAAGAGGAACAAAAACAGAUUCUGCUACAAGAGGAGGAUAAUGAACCAGAACCAGAAGGUAUGCCCCUGUCUCCUACGCUCCCUCCUCCUCCUGCCCACGAAAUUACCCUUUUUGACAUACUUCCAAACAAUCCCCCACACAAUGCUCCGAACGUCUCUCGGAAACCCCCCAAGAGGAAGAAAUCUCUCAACCAGCGGCAACGUGCUGCUCUUGAGAAGAAACUUCAAACUGUUAAGGAAAAGCUACAGCCAAUUCCUUUCAUCCCCAGUAAAACCCUAGAUUUCUCCAAGCACGAGAAGCUUCUUAAACGUCUAGGGUUGUGGGAAUUUGCCCAUUUGGAGUUUGAUCGAGAGAUCCGGAAAGGCCUACUAGUUCAGUUAAUCGUCAAUUUCAACCCUCAGCAACGUUGCAGCUAUGUGAACGACUACCGGGUCAUGGUCAAUCGAGCCGAUCUCGGCCGAGCCCUGAAACUACCCCUGAAGAAAGAUAAGAGUAAUCAGUCGGAAUCUGCGGAUUCUGAUUUGGAGAAGUUACCUGAAGACUUCGUUGCUUUUAUGGAGGAUUUUGUGUCGACUUGGUUUUUUCUCCAUGAGGAUACCUGGAUAUUGCCAAAUGAGAUUGUGGCGUGGUGUAGGCUUAUCAGAGAUGGGCACCCGGAGAAGGUCGACUGGCCUGGAUUGAUCUGGUUUAUGGUAGAGAAGGAACUCACACAGUCACCGCAUUUGGGCUCUUGUUAUUACGCUUCACACUUGCAGUUCUUGGUCAAGGCUCAGCAUGCAAAUCUGCUUAAAGAAGAAACCGCAGAUCUGCUUAAAGAAGAACAUACAAUAGAUGUUGAUAUGAAGGAGGAAGAGGAUGCUGACAUUAAGGAAACAAAUUUGGAGGAUUUCCAGAGAGAGGAACAGAUUGAAUUGAGUCUGGGACAUGUCAAAACUGACUGUGAGCAGGUUAGAGAUGAGGAUGAUGUCAUGGACUUCCAGGAUUGCAAGGAUGAUGAACCUGGACUUUGGCAUCUGGAUGGUAGGAACAGUGUUGGUGAGAAUUUCUUGCAGCGUUGUAAUCUAAACGAAGUGGGGGGUUUAAAGAGUGAACGUGAAAGGAAAGAAGUGGAAGAAGCGAGGUAUGAUCUUUCAUCAAAACCCACUAAUCUGGAGCGGUUAUCUUCUACCGAGCUUAUUCAAGCUAUCGGAAGUGCGAACAUUUCAUUUAAUACGCCUGCUCACCUUUUUAGUCACCCUUCUGGGGAAUUUCUAACUUCAAGGGUGGAUGACCAUAUGAAUGCAGUUGGUCCAUCAUCUGUGUUUGAAAAUGGGUCCAAGAGAGAGCUAGAUCUUGAUGAUGAUAUGAAUCAUCACUCGUUUAAUGGUCAACACAAAAGGAUGAGAAAUGAUGGCUCAUGGGACCAAAAUGAAUUGGACUUUGAUUCGUGCAUGGAACAGGUGCAAAGUUGGAUGGGUAAAGCUAGAAUGGUAUAUGAAGCAAAAGAGCAGGAGCUGAUGAAUUCUCAUUUAAAUCAGCAGGCCUUAAUGGCUGAGCUGCAGCAGCGGAAUAAAAUCAUUGAAGCUUUGGAUAGAUCAAAGUCUGAAGAGGAGCAGAAAAGACAACUGGAGAUUUAUAGGCUUGAGCAUGAACUCUAUGCCAUGAGCAAUUUGUUAAAUGGUUAUAAGGGGGCUUUGAAGGAAAUCCGCCAGGCAUUCUCUGAAUAUAGACAACGUUAUCCACAUCCUGAUGAGCCACUUUACAAGGAUGUUGCUGGGCCUGGUGGUGUUGUUCUUAGCUCCAUAGAACUGGAAAAGCAACGUGAGGAGCGAGAGGAAGAACUUAGGGUUUUACGCUUCAUGAUUGAAGAACAGAUGAGAGACUUUGAGCAAAGGUGGUUGGGGAAGUUCGAGUUACAUCUAAAAGAGGAAAAAACCAGCCAAGGAGGUAGAGAAAGCUCGCUUCUUUCCCUUCUGGAAAAUAUUGUUGUUCCAGUUUAUGAAGGAGACUGUAACUGAAGUCUGAAGGGGAUUAGUGCUUCCUGCUAGAUUCAGUUUGAUGAGCCCACUUUGGGUUGGAUAUCACUACUCACAAAUUGGAAGCAUUCACUAACUCUAUUUUCCUCCGAGGGAUGAUGCUGCAUUUGAAAUGACCAAGUCAUAGAGUAGCAAGACAGGGUUGGUCAUUCACAAUGAGGUGGCAGAAUGGGUUGCAAAAGUUAGCAUUACGCAGUUGAUAAAGGAAUAUAAUAUAAAGAAAAUUUGCGUUGAGUUGCUUGAGAAAGAGGUCUUGCACCAAAAAGAUCAUAGUAGUAUAUUGCAUAUUGAGAAUCAAAUUAUAUAUAUAUAUAUAUAUAUAUAUUUUCUCUUUUU
This is a messenger RNA of Macadamia integrifolia, 3149 nucleotides long. RefSeq lists its product as uncharacterized. Lineage: Eukaryota; Viridiplantae; Streptophyta; Magnoliopsida; Proteales; Proteaceae. The transcript is spliced from 3 exons. The coding region runs from base 282 to 2795 and encodes 837 amino acids. The record is from RefSeq and is a predicted model, not a curated record.